CGACCACUUCGGGGCUUGUCCAUUUUGACGACUUCCAGUCUGGGAUUUGGUCAGCUUGACAAAGCACCAAACCCGAUCCCUGACAGGGCAGACAAGGACGCUGGGGUGUGGCCAAAGCGGAUCCCCAUGGCAGCUGGUGGCCGGGGCUCUGGCAGGACAGUCGCAAUAUGCAAUCUGGCUAAAGAUUGGGAUAAAACAGGAACCGACGAAGAGCAGCAUCUGACCGUUGGAUGCUACGAAGUCUUCGACUUGGUCGAAAACCAAGAGUUCGACGAGCCCACUCCGGCUGUCACCCUAAUUUUACCCCACAAACGCAGGCAAUAUCUGCGAAAUGGCAUGAAGCAACAACGCAUCAGGUUCUCUAACAGACCUCGUCCAGCAUCCGGGCAGUGGGGUUCCGGCAACGUCCUGCCCAGUCUGCCACACUGCAUCGCGCUGCAGCUUGCAGCAUCUGAUAACGGCACGGCCGCCUGCCCACGUGAAGCGCGUGUGCAGGGUCGAUAGGCGAGUGCUCAGCCGAGGUCGCUUAGACGAGAGCGGGAAGCGGGCAGCAAACGCGGCCGAGUGGCAUGGAACGGGAAGGAGGAUGACGACGAAAAGAAGUCGAGAGACACAUCCACGACAAG
Chaetomium fimeti is the source of this 626-nucleotide messenger RNA. RefSeq lists its product as uncharacterized. The record is from RefSeq and is a predicted model, not a curated record. The transcript has a single exon. NCBI's taxonomy places the organism in Eukaryota, Fungi, Ascomycota, Sordariomycetes, Sordariales, Chaetomiaceae. The coding region runs from base 127 to 504 and encodes 125 amino acids.